Messenger RNA from Electrophorus electricus (electric eel), 3202 nucleotides. It is a transcript of the gene bbc3, whose product is annotated as BCL2 binding component 3. Gene Ontology annotation, biological process: positive regulation of apoptotic process; positive regulation of release of cytochrome c from mitochondria; intrinsic apoptotic signaling pathway. Lineage: Eukaryota; Metazoa; Chordata; Actinopteri; Gymnotiformes; Gymnotidae. Gene Ontology annotation, cellular component: mitochondrion. The record is from RefSeq and is a predicted model, not a curated record.
UCGGAGGCGGCACAACAAACAACGGGAGCGUUUCGUCGAGCUUGCGCGUCGAUGCUCUUGACAAAUCGCGGAUAUCGACGGUACUGACGAUCGCACGCCAUGAGCGGAUUAACUUGGUAACUCCAGCACAUCGUACGAAAUAAGUGGAAUAACGUUUGAUGUGGACCAGUGCACGGGAACACCACUUACUGACCAUCUUAUGAGCUCGACCUCCAAGACAAGUGUCCUGUUAGCGUUCAGCACGAUAAAACUGAGCACUGGACUGAUAUCUGCUGACUCUCAGCAGCUGUUUUACAGGCAGUGUCCGUUAUGGCCAGACCGCAGAUGGACAGCAGGGUGGACGGACAGAGUCCCCAGAGCUGCAGGAUGGAGGUUCUGCGUCGGGAUGCCUGGCCCGGCGGAAGCACGCAGCCUGCCCCACAGGCGACCCAGUCCCUGGCGCGGCCGUGGCGCCGGAGCGCGGCUACUCAGACCAGCACUGCGCCGCUGCAACUCACCCCUGCACCAGAUGCCUUGAACACGUCUGCUGCCCCACAGCAGGACGGCGCAGGACCCGAGCAGGAGCGAUCCUGUCUGGGUGGGAGGCCGGAGCCCCUGCCUGAUGUCCUGCAGGAGAGGCACGGAGCCCCCCCUGAGGAGGAGCCCACACCUGAGGAGCAGGCGGUGGCAAGGGUCGCCAUCCAGCUGAGGACCAUCGGAGACGAGAUGAACGCAGUUUACCUCCAGAGAAGGAACGAGGGUGCGCAGUGGCAGAACUGGAGAGGCGUGUACCGCGGCCUGGUGGCCUUCCUCGCUGACACCAUCAGCACCCUCUACCAGCAUGGGCUCAGAUGAAUGGCAGGGGGAGGGGGGGGGGGGCAGGAGGCCACCACAGGGGGGCGCUGGCGCUCCCCAGCACAACCACCAAGCGAACUGCACUGGGCUCAGGACCAUCUUUGCCAGACCAGAAUGCACUGGGUCUUCAUCCUUUUUUUUUUUUGUUUUUUUUUAUUUGUGUUGUUUCUCACGUUGUGCAUGUGUACAUGUAGCUUGGGUUUUUCUUUCUGUCUCUUCUGGGGAUUUUUAUGUAGCAUGUGACUGAAGCGUACGUCCAGGUGGGAGGGGCGUGUAGCGGGAGAAAUACGUGUGCCUCGUUGGACUCUAAACUGUGAAGCACAAUCGGUCAGUGUCCAUAGAGUUGCUGACAUCAGCCUAAAGGCCUGGAUACUCCGAGGACAGCAUGUCAAAAAGGAACGUGUCUGACAGCGGCCAGUUCACUAAGAUUAAUCAUGCGACUUGCAUGGUUUCCAUCCGUUGCUCUGUUGUCAUGGUACAUCCAAGGAUGCUUCCGAUGAACCCCGUACGGCUUUCCCAGCACUCGUACGUACCUACACGUCUUUUCAGGUGUGAGGCACCAGUUGUGCCUCAGAUCCAACAGCCAAAAAUCCGAGUAUCCGAGUCGUUAGGCAGCACUAAGUUACAAGGUCUGGUUGUGUUGUAACUCCUCAGGCACUGAAAUGCUGUAUUUGAUGUGGGAGAUGCUCUUUAGCUGCCUUACAGAGCAAUACUGCUGCACAGUCAGUCAGGGGGGUGCAGGGAGACGUCCCCGCACACCACCCAACGGUAGAGGGUCGUACCAUACGAGGGAGGAGGCCGUUGGGCGGAAGGGGCAGGUGUUUCAAGCCGUGAACCCAGUGUGGUGAAUGUGCCUUACGCCACCCUUUAAAAAAAACCCUACAUGUGCUUGAAAUACCAGGGGCAAUCACUGAUCAGUGUGUGGGGUGGGGGUUGGGCCAGUGCCUGUGAGCGCCCAUGUAAAUCUACACUUUGGAACACAAAAUUCAUCACUCAUUUCAAAGAUUGGUCACCUCCAAUGGAGGAACUCAGACUGGGGCCGGCAGACUUUGUGGGCGGGCCAGACCACAGGUUUUCCACAUGGCUGGGUAGCAGUGUUAAUAUUUGUAACAAACAUGUAAAUAUUUUUGGAGAAAAUGGCAACAGGUGAGAGAUGGAAGGAACUGGCCAUUUUCUUUCUGAUGUAUUGUGUAUAUUUUGAUGAAACCUUAAAGUACUUAACAGUUCCUUUUUUUUGUUGUUGAUCAAUAGCAGUGCAGGUUUGAUUUCUUGAACCUUUUGGACCAAUGCUGAGAGGUAAUGAACAUACACAGAUCCAUUUGAUAUUUAAAAAUAUCUAGAUUUGGAUGUCCUUUUAAAAAAAGAAUUUAAAAACAUGUUUAGAUGGUGAGCAUUCCCUUUACAAAUAUGAUAUAUCAUUGCCUGAGAAAGCAAGGUGUAAGUUAUUUAUUUUGUAUGUCCAUUUCUACACUUGGUCCUUAGUAAUUAAUAGAAGGUAAAAUUAAAUAUUUGGUUUAACGUUAAUAAAUGUUUGAAGUUAUUUUCAUGAGUUGUUAGCAAGUGUCCCACUUCCCGCAAAUCUGUGAUCAGGCAGAGUGAGUGUGAAUGGAGAUAUAGUUGUUUUUGGGGAAACAUACUGUAUAUUUUCUGUAUUAUCAGUUUCACAAUAUAUUCUGUAACCAUUACCCUGAGCAAAACUACAAAGAUUGAGCAAAAUGCACCAAACUGUUCUGCUGUAACACAAUUAAUGAGCAUGACUUUGGUGCAAAAAGAUUCUACUAAUGGCAGAAACUGAGCCAGACUUUCCAUACUUGAAGAACGGCAUUGCCGGUUUCCAUAUACAGGGCUCACCACUGAUGUCAGAUGGUGGUCUCUUUAGGGCCUCUUGUGGCGCUGCUAGCGUCCUGCCAUAGGUCCUUCAUGGAUGUCUAAGGUGCAUCUGACAAAAGGUUUUGUUCAAAGAGCUUCCCUCAAAAACCACUUUUACAAUCUCUGGGUAAAUUGUGAAAAAAGAGAUAAAAAGCUUCUUCUUCUUCUUUUUUUUUUUUUUUAAAUGUGGGUACUGUAUCUCCAAGCAUAUGGAGUAUGAGGUCUUCUCGUGACUGCCUGUCCCAUGACUUCCUGUGUAGAGCUGUGGUGUAGACUACGGGGGGUGGGGGGAGGGUUUGGUCACUCUGUGGUUUCUUGUGGAUGGGUGCGUUCUCUGAUGUACUCCCUCCCUGUGGGGGGAAGGCCUUAAGUGUACUGUGAACAUCACACUACUCUGAAGAUCAAGUCGUCCUCACUUUCUAGCCUUGUACAUUUGCCGUUUGGACUUUUUUCUAUGUGAAUUUUUUCUAUAUGAAUUUUGGUAUGUUUUUUUUUCCCU